Molecule: messenger RNA, 3807 nt
Organism: Oncorhynchus tshawytscha (Chinook salmon)
Lineage: Eukaryota; Metazoa; Chordata; Actinopteri; Salmoniformes; Salmonidae
Product: extracellular sulfatase Sulf-2-like
Exons: 20
Coding region: 373-3069 (898 amino acids)
Cellular component (GO): Golgi apparatus; cell surface; plasma membrane
Molecular function (GO): calcium ion binding; N-acetylglucosamine-6-sulfatase activity; glycosaminoglycan binding
Source: RefSeq, a predicted model, not a curated record
GCACAGAGAGAGAGAGAGCGAGAGCACAGAGAGAGAGAGGGAGAGCACACAGAGAGAGAAGGGGAGCGCUCAGCAGAGCACGAAAACGAACGCAAGAGUAGAAAGGAGCUCCGAUAGUGAGACGGGCCGGGAGAGAAAGCAGCAGAGAGAGAUAACACAGCCGGCGACAGAGAGACAGUUCAGUAGUGCUGCCAUCAGGAAUUACAACACUGCCAUGCAACCUUAGUGCGGGUGGAUGAUUUGGGGCUGUCGUUGGAUGCCAGACCGUGCCGUGCUGUCCGAGUCCUGGGCAUCACUGCAAUGAGGAGUCUUAGCGGUGGCUGCAGCAGAGUGAUCCAGUAGGCAGCAGGGUAAGAUAAGUUCGAGGUCAAGAUGGCGGGACAGGGGCUGCUGCCCUCCACCAACCGUUACCUCCUCCUGCUCCUGGGGGUUCUGUCUGUGGCCCACGCCUCCAUCUUCCUCAAGGCCUCCUUCCAGAGAGACCGCCGUAACAUCAGGCCCAACAUCAUCCUCAUUCUCACUGAUGACCAGGACAUGGAGCUCGGCUCCAUGCAGGUCAUGAAUAAGACACGUUGUAUCAUGGAGCAGGGUGGGACUCACUUCUCCAACGCCUUUGUGACCACGCCCAUGUGCUGUCCUUCACGCUCCUCCAUGUUGACGGGGAAGUACGCUCACAACCACAACACCUACACCAACAAUGAGAACUGUUCCUCCCCCUCCUGGCAGGCCCAGCACGAGACUAGGACCUUCGGAGUGUACCUCAACAACACCGGCUACAGGACAGGCUUCUUUGGGAAGUACCUGAAUGAGUACAACGGUUCCUAUAUUCCUCCUGGGUGGAGAGAGUGGGUGGGGCUGGUCAAGAACUCCCGCUUCUACAACUACACCCUGUGCAGGAAUGGAGUCCGCGAGAAACAUGGCUGCGAGUACCCUAAGGACUACUUUACUGACCUCAUCACAGAGGAUGGCAUCAACUACUUCCGCUCGUCUAAGAGGAUGUACCCUCACCGGCCAGUGAUGAUGGUGAUGAGCCAUGCAGCCCCCCAUGGGCCAGAGGACUCAGCACCUCAGUACAGCACUGCCUUUCCCAACGCAUCCCAGCACAUCACUCCCAGCUACAACUAUGCCCCGAACCCGGACAAGCACUGGAUCAUGAGUUACACUGGUUCCAUGAAGCCCAUCCACAUGGAGUUCACCAACAUGCUACAGAGGAAGAGGCUGCAGACCCUGCUCUCUGUGGACGACAGCGUGGAGAAGGUGUAUAACAUGCUGGCUGAGACUGGAGAACUGGACAACACAUAUAUUAUCUACACAGCUGACCACGGCUACCACAUUGGUCAGUUUGGCCUGGUCAAGGGCAAGUCCAUGCCCUACGAGUUUGACAUUCGAGUACCCUUCUACAUCCGAGGGCCCAACGUGGAGGCAGGAGCCAGCAACCCUCACGUGGUGCUGAACAUUGACUUGGCGCCCACCAUCCUGGACAUCGCUGGCAUGGACGUCCCUCCGGACAUGGACGGCAAGUCCAUCCUCAAACUGCUGGACAUAGAGAGACCAGUCAACAGGUUCCAGGUGAAUAAGAAGGGGAAGGUGUGGAGAGACUCGUUCCUGGUGGAAAGAGGGAAGUUGCUCCACAUGCGUGAUGCGUCUUCAGGGAAGGACGUGGCCCAGGAGGAGAACUUCCUGCCUAAAUACCAGCGGGUCAAGGACCUGUGUCAGAGAACAGAAUACCAGACACCCUGCCAACAGCUGGGACAGAAGUGGCAGUGUGUUGAAGAUGCUACGGGGAAACUGAGGCUGUAUAAGUGUAAGGCCAUGACCAGCAUGUCUGCAGAGCGGAAGGAGGGCCCUGCCAACAUCAGGUCCCAAUUUUACCCCCAGCGCGAAGCAAAGCACAUCACAGAGCGCAACACAGAGCCCAACACAGAGCCCGAAGGCUGCAAUUGUGACCAGUUCCCUAGCUUCAGACUCAGUGCCUUCAAGAAGAAAAAGUUCCUUUCCAAGAAGAAGAUGAAGGCCGUCAAGAGCUAUGCCCGUAACCGUUCUGCCCGCGCCGUGGAGAUGGAGAUAGGAGGGGAACUGUAUGCUGUAGACUUGGGGGAUGGCUAUCAGCCUGUACUGGCCCCCAGGAACCUCAGCGAGGCUGGGGCCCCGGGGCCACGCGACGACACUGAGGACGACUUCAGUGGCAUGGGAUUCACCAUCAGUCCCAGGACUAGCAGCAACAGUCUGGCUAUAGUACCUUCUGACAUCAAAGUCACACACAGGUCAGGGAGUGUGUUGAGGUUCUAUGUGGAUGGAUGCUCAAUCCUGGCUGAUGACACAGUGAAGUGUGACACAGGGAUCUAUAAGUCUGUGCAGGCCUGGAAGGACCACAAACUCCACAUCGACCAUGAGAUUGAGACCCUGCAGACCAAGAUCAAGAAUCUGAGAGAAGUCAGGGGUCAUCUGAAGAAGGCCCGCCCAGAGGAGUGUGACUGUCUCCGCUACAUCUACCAGUCUAAGUACAAGAGUAAGCUUAGGCACAAAGGAAGCAGCAUUCACCCAUUCAGGAAGGGUCAGGAUAAGGAUAACAAGGCGUGGCUGCUGAAGGACCAGAAGAGGAGGAAGAAGAUGAGGAAGCUGCUGAAACGUCUGAGGAACAACGACACCUGUAGCAUGCCUGGUCUAACCUGCUUCACCCACGACAACCAGCACUGGCAGACCGCCCCCUUCUGGACAAUGGGUCCAUUCUGUGCCUGCACCAGUGCCAACAACAACACCUACUGGUGCGUGAGGACCAUCAACGAAACUCACAACUUCCUGUUCUGUGAGUUUGCGACUGGCUUCCUGGAGUACUUUGACCUCAACACAGAUCCCUACCAGCUGAUGAAUGCUGUGAACACGCUGGACCGAACCGUCCUAAAUCAGCUCCACGUUCAACUCAUGGAGCUCCGCAGCUGCAAGGGCCACAAGCAGUGCAACCCCCGUACCCGCAACCUGGAGCUGGGAGGUAAAGAGCGAAGCAUCUUUGAUGAAUACAGAGGGCGCCAUCCACCCCCACCGCCCAGCACAUCUGCCUUAGUCAUCUAAUCAUCUCUACCUGUAGAGGGCGCCAUCCAACCCCACCGCCCAGCACAUCUGCCUUAGUCAUCUAAUCAUCUCUACCUGUAGAGGGCGCCAUCCACCCCCACCGCCCAGAACAUCUGCCUUAGUCAUCUAAUCAUCUCUACCUGUAGAGGGCGCCAUCCACCGCCACCGCCCAGCACAUCUGCCUUAGUCAUCUAAUCAUCUCUACAUGUAGAGGGCGCCAUCCACCCCCACCGCCCAGCGCAUCUGCCUUAGUCAUCUAAUCAUCUCUACCUGUAGAGGGCGCCAUCCACCCCCACCGCCCAGCGCAUCUGCCUUGGUUGACUCUCACAAGACUGCAGUGCCUCACAAUGUCUCUCACUCUUUCUGAUACGCUGCUGUCCAUGUGUCUUAUCUGUUUCUCCAUGUAGCUGCCUCAUAAACUAGUGUGAAUGUCAGAGAAUGAACCCAUUCAAGCAUUCAUAUAGAAUAGAAUACUACUCUGUCCUGGGACCAGUUUACUGGGAGCAGUGUUCACGUGGUGGUGGUGAUGAGAGUACAGACACAACGGGAGACAGAGGUUUGCUGUGGAUGACACUGUUUUGUCUGUGUGAUCUUGUCUCAUCAGAGGACAGAUUUGGGAAGGCUGGGAGGGAUAGGGUCCAGGAGGCGACAGUGGCCCCGUCAGAAGCACCCAGUGCAGAAGGAACGGGAAUGGACUGGUCAGAACUUGAACCCUUGUACAGACUUGACAAGCAGGCG